GGCCGGGACGUCAGUCACUAACAACACACAACAUGGCGGCCAGCGCGGAGCGGAAUCCACCGCCUUUCCCCGGAGCAGCGGAGCCCGAACCCGGGCCGUGUGAGCCGGCCGAGGGGGACAGCGACGAGGGGGAGGACAUCUUCGUCAGCAACAGGACUGAUCCGGUUUCCGUGAGCCGAGGAGUGUCUCAGCCGGAGCAGGUGGAGGAGGAGCCCGCAGAUCUGUUCAGCGAGGAGGAGGAGGGCAGCACCGCCACGGCCAGGUCCAACGGCGUCAACUCCGACGACGACAGCGACCUGUUUUCACAUGCCCACAAGGAUUUAAACACAGGCAAGUCCAGUAGCUCUGCUAGACAGGAUCUCUCGACCUCCUCUGGCCCUCGGCCUGCCUCUUCCUUCACCCAGAGCCCUGCAGCGCUGCAGCCCACCUCUUUGGAGCAGUUGGAGGAGGAAGAGGGCAGGGAUAUGUUUGAUGUGGAUGUUGCUGUUACCAACCCUGAGAAAGUCGGAGAUGGCAUGAAUGCAUAUGUGGCCUACAAAGUAUCCACCAGGACUUCCCUAACGAUGUUCAAGAGUAAGACCUUCUCUGUGAGGAGGCGUUUCAGUGACUUCCUGGGUCUCUAUGAAAAGCUGUCUGUCAAGCAAUCAUUUCAUGGCUGCAUUAUUCCCCCACCACCUGAGAAAAGCGUUGUAGGAAUGACCAAAGUCAAGGUGGGAAUGGAUGACCCGUCGUCAGUGGAAUUUGUGGAGAGAAGAAGAGCAGCUCUGGAGAGGUAUCUUCAAAGAGUUGUUUCUCACCCACUGUUGCUGCAAGAUCCUGACGUCCGUGAAUUCUUGGAGAGAGAAGAUCUUCCCAGAGCAGUGAACACCCAGGCGCUGAGUGGAGCUGGUUUCCUCAAAAUGAUCAACAGGGCAUCAGAUGCUGUCAACAAGAUGACCCUCAAGAUGAACGAGUCUGACACUUGGUUUGAGGACAAGUUCCAGGAGGUGGAAGCUGAGGAGCAGCAGCUGAGGAAGCUUCAUGCUGUGGUCGACUCCCUCGUCAAUCACAGGAAGGAGCUGUGUGGGAACACAGCCAUAUUUGCCAAAAGUAUGGCCAUGCUGGGGAACUCUGAGGACAACACGGCCCUGUCGCGGGCCCUCUCCCAGCUGGCAGAGGUGGAGGACAAGAUGGAGCAGCUGCAUCAGGAGCAGGCAGCCAGUGACUUCUUCAUCUUUACAGAGUUAUUGGCUGACUACAUUCGUUUGCUCGGUGCUGUGCGGGGGAGUUUUGAACAGCGCAUGCGCGCCUGGCAACGAUGGCAGGAGGGUCAGAGCACACUGCAGAAGAAGAGGGAGGCUGAAGCCAAGCUGCUGUGGUCUAAUAAACCAGAGAAACUGCAGCAGGCGAAGGAGGAGAUCACUGAGUGGGAGGCGAGGGUUACUCAGUACGAGAGAGACUUUGACAGGAUUGGGAUGACUGUGCGCAAAGAGGUUCUUAGAUUUGAGAAAGAAAAAGCCAAGGACUUCAAGAGUCAGAUAAUCAAAUAUUUGGAAGCAAUGCUGCAGUCUCAACAACGGCUUAUAAAAUUUUGGGAAGCAUUCCUGCCGGAGGCAAAGGCAAUAGCUUAAUGAAGAGGAAGAUUUUUUUCUUUUUAUUUCUUUUUAAAGACCCCAACUGCCUUUUUGAACAUCUGCCUCUUUACAAGGAGCUGAGAGGACAAUUUUGAAAUGCAAUUUAAAAAAAAAAAAAAAAAACCUUCCAUCCAUUUUUCUUGUAUUUUUACUCACAGUAUAUUCUUAUUUUGUACAGAACUUUGAUAUUAUAAGCUGCCACGUGUACAUGUCAUGUCCUUAACAAAAUUCCUUGUUUAUGUCUUGGACUGAAAGAAAGUUAAGGCAAGAUUUCAGCUGACAAUAACCGAGCCAUUGUAUUUGUAAAACCCAGUGUGUAAACUCACUAAACGGUGUGUUUUUCCACACACACACACACACACACACACACACACACACACACACACACACACACACACACACACACACACACACACACACACACACACACACACAUAUAUUUUCUUGCUUAAACCAGUCUAUUUAACCAUUAAUACUAAGGUACCGCCCGAAUUAACAUUGUCUAUAGUUUACAUGGGAAGACAGGCGGAUGCAAGUCAUUCCACUCUAACAAAUGUUUAUGGAUCCAUGUCAGAUAAUGGUUUUAUACACUAAAAUUUGUUGCAAAGAAGGAAAAGCUAUAUUCUUUUUUUUGGACAAACACCACUAUUAAUGACUGAGGUCAUCUUUCAGAAGUAUUAUCGCAUUGUUACAGCAUAUCAAACAAUGCUUUUGACUGAAAGAAAUUAUGUUAAGCUACGGCUUUAACAAGUUUACACACUUGAUGAAAUUAUUACAAAAUGAUAUAUGAAUUGUAAGGCUAUAGUGUUGAAAAUGCAAUCUUCUUUGUUAUAUCGUUGAUGUAUAUGUACUAGAGUCUCAUGUAUUGUAUUAAUAGGUUUGGUCCAGAACCGUUUCAACUUAUGCCAUUUAUUGUCAGAGAACGAUGCCGAAGGAAGCUAAAUUGGAACUCUGCACAGGGUGUUUACCAACUUUGAGUGAUUUUUGAACAUUUACGCAUGUGCAGUGCCUGCACUGAACCAUGCAAAUAUUGUUGGGUAUCAUUUGUAAUUGUACAUUGUUUGAUAAUUUCAUUUAUCACUGAUGCAAAGAAACAAACUGAAGUGAUAUAGCCCCUUAUUUUCUAAAUCAGCAUUUGAAAGUGUAGUUCCUCUGUCAUGUUAUAUUUACGUAAGAAUGUGUUUUAUUUUUUUAACCACUUUGCAUUAAUACAUACAUUUUCCUGGUAAUGUUAUAUAGGUAAAUGCUCAGAAUAAAUGAGGAUUGAUUAAA
Cololabis saira (Pacific saury) is the source of this 2885-nucleotide messenger RNA. Its product is annotated as sorting nexin-1-like. Gene Ontology annotation, biological process: intracellular protein transport; early endosome to Golgi transport. Gene Ontology annotation, molecular function: phosphatidylinositol binding. The transcript is spliced from 15 exons. Gene Ontology annotation, cellular component: endosome; endosome membrane. The record is from RefSeq and is a predicted model, not a curated record. NCBI's taxonomy places the organism in Eukaryota, Metazoa, Chordata, Actinopteri, Beloniformes, Belonidae. Bases 33 to 1610 code for a protein of 525 amino acids.